AUGGAGGAACCGAUCCCCGGCGGACGCGACGACAUGGUCGCAGGUGAUGCCGCCGCCUUGGCAAACCUCGGCCACAAGCAGGAGUUGAAGCGCAACUUCUCCAAGAUAUCCAUGCUGGGCCUCGCCUUCGCCAUCCUUAACACCUGGACCGCCCUCGCCGCCUCCAUCUCGCUUGCCCUGCCGUCCGGAGGCGCCAGUUCCGUCAUCUGGGGCCUCAUCGUCGCCGGUAUAUGCAAUCUCUGCCUGGCCGCCUCGCUCGCCGAGUUCUUGUCUGCCUUUCCGACGGCGGGAGGCCAAUAUCACUGGGCCGCCAUCAUCUCGUGGAAGAAAUGGAGUCGCGGCAUCAGCUACGUGACCGGAUGGAUCAACGUGUCGGGCUGGGUCGCCCUGACCGCCACCGGAGGCCUGCUGGGGAGUACCUUCGUCCUGAACAUCAUCUCGCUGAUGCAUCCGGCCUACGAGUCCAAGGCCUGGCAUCAGUUCCUGAUCUACCUUGCCUUCACCUUCCUGGCCCUCCUGAUCAACACCUUCAUGACGAGACUGCUGCCCUUGAUCACCAAGGCCGCCUUCUUCUGGUCCCUGGCCGGCUUCAUCAUCAUCAGCAUCACCAUCCUGUCCUGCGCCUCGCCCAACUACCAGAGCGGCGAGUUUGUAUACGGCAACUUCAUCAACGAAGUGGGUUGGCCUGAUGGGCUGGCCUGGCUGCUUGGUCUCCUACAGGGCGCUUUCGCGCUUACCGGAUUCGACGCCGUCGCCCACAUGAUCGAGGAGAUCCCCGAGCCUCAUAUCGAAGGACCCAAGAUCAUGCUCUACUGCAUCGGCAUCGGCAUGUUCUCGGGUUUCAUCUUCCUCAGCUGCUUGCUGUUCUGCGUGAACAACAUCGACGAUGUAAUCAGCUCCACUGCCGGCCCUCUGCUGCAGAUCUUCAUGGACGCCACCAAGAGCAAGGCUGGCAGUACGUGUCUGCUCAUGUUCCCGCUCGUGUGCAUGCUGUUCACCUCGACGGCGUUGAUGACGACGAGCAGCCGCAUGAGCUACGCCUUUGCCCGUGAUCGUGGUCUCCCCUUCAGUCACAUAUUCGCCAAGGUUCAUCCGACGCUCGAUGUGCCACUGAACGCUUUGUUAUGGACAACGGCCUGGGUCGUCGUCUUCGGACUAAUCCUCUUGGGGUCUGACAGUACCUUCAAUGCUAUCACUGCCGCUUCCGUAGUAGCGCUCGGGAUCACAUAUGCUAUCCCGCCUGCGAUCAAUGUGCUCCGGGGGCGCAAGAUGCUACCGCCCACGAGGUCAUUCAAGCUCCCGGAGCCAGUCGGUUGGGUCAUGAACCUGGUUGGCAUCGCGUGGGCGAUCCUGACGACGGUUUUGUUCGUGUUCCCUCCAGAGCUCCCGGUGACUCCCGACAAUAUGAACUACUGCAUUGCUGCAUUUGGCGUCAUCCUAUUCAUUGCGGGCAUGACUUGGAUAUUCGAUGGCAGGAAGCACUACACGGGCCCGCACGUGGAGCUCUUGAACGGAAAGGUCGAGGGCAUGGAGGGUUUGGAUUUUGUUCAGCCGCAUGCGUCUAGUGAGAUCGCAUCUAAAGAAGCGUCGAAGAGUUUAGAAUAG
Messenger RNA from Anthostomella pinea, 1605 nucleotides. Lineage: Eukaryota; Fungi; Ascomycota; Sordariomycetes; Xylariales; Xylariaceae. The record is from the annotation of a GenBank genome assembly.